AGAAAUACAAACCUGUUGUAGGAGAGCCUUGACUCAACAAGUGCUCAGCAGGCAGCAGAGCGCGCGCGCGCGAGAGAGAGGGUGAGAGAGGGCCACAGAAGUGAUGGACCACUCAAAGCAGACUGAGUUCACUUUGACCGACAAAAAAGACACGGGGGACGCCACUUUGGUGAUCAACGGACACUUUGACGGAGUGGUCAAAAGACCCCCUGCUGCUCUCCAGGGUCCUGCUGCCGAGUCGGGGUCGCACCGGUCGGCGCCAUCGGUGACGGAGAGCUGGAAAGAAGAGCACACCAGGAGCGUGGAGGACAACGAGGUUAGCCUGCCGUCGCUGGCCGAAGCCUACACUACAAUUUUACGUGGGCUUGGAGAAGACCCACAUCGGCAGGGGCUCGCCAAAACUCCCUGGAGAGCCGCAACCGCCAUGCAGUUCUUCACCAAGGGCUACCAGGAGACUAUCAUCGACGUGCUGAACGACGCUAUCUUUGAUGAAGAUCACGACGAGAUGGUGAUCGUCAAAGACAUUGAUGUGUUCUCCAUGUGCGAACAUCACCUGGUGCCCAUCAUCGGCAGGGUUCACAUUGGUUACCUCCCCAACAAGCGAGUUUUGGGUCUCAGCAAACUAGCCAGGAUCGUGGAGAUCUACAGCCGCAGACUACAAGUUCAGGAGAGGUUGACUAAGCAAAUUGCUGUGGCCAUCACUGAAGCUCUGCACCCCACCGGGGUUGGCGUUAUCAUCGAAGCUACUCACAUGUGCAUGGUGAUGCGAGGCGUCCAAAAGAUGAACAGCAAGACCAUCACCAGCACCAUGUUGGGAGUCUUCCGGGAAGACCCCAAAACUCGUGACGAGUUUCUGACGCUGGUCAGGAGCUAAAUUUCCUCCUCCGCGUGUUGCUGGGGCUUACACGGACCAGCUUGUGUGCACUUGUGUGUGUGUGUGUGUGUGUGUGUGUGUUUCAUGUUAACAGAGAAAGUAAAACAUUCCACUCUUCAGACAUAUUCCACGUCAGAGGCUUUAGUCUGAGUAAUCCACAAGAAAAUAUUUUAAUGUUUUUAAGUGUUAAUAGAAAAACGAAGUAUGUAUACGCAAGGUGAAAAUACAAUAUGACUAUGAAUACCUCACAGUAUAAUUUGUAUGAUCACAGUCCAUCCAUUUUCUAUAGCGCUUGUCCCUCAGAGCUGGAGCAGAGAGGCGGGGUGCACCCUGGACUGGUUGCCAGCCAUGUGCACCUUCUCCGGUUAGUCCAGCCCGCAUGGUGAAAACAAAUGUUGUUUGUCUCUUUGUGCACUGCAAUUCGACGGUGACCAUUCCUGGUGCACCUCACUUUAAAGUCUGCUUCGACACAGUGUGAAUCCUAACCAUCACAAGGUCAGUAUAGAAAACGGAUGGACAGAUGAUCCUCCUGGGACAGUGCGUCUGUUCACAUUUCAAAAAACAUGAAUGUUCAAUGAAUUGAAGACGCUUAAGUGCCCACAAGUGUGAAUGGUCAGUCAGCUGGGACAGACUCAAGCUCCACUGAAAAUAGAUUGGUGAUAAUCAGAGACAUUACUCUGAAAUGUUUUAAAAUAUUGAAAGGUACUAUAUGUAUUCUGAUGAUUAUUUUUAUUCUCUUAUGGAAGGAUCUGUCUUUAUGUGCCAACUCGGCUCAAUCGCUGAUUGUGACAUUAGAUCACAAUCCAGUCAACGUGUGUGUCUGUGUUCCUGUGACAGCACGUGUCUAUGUUGUCCUGUGCGUUGGUAAAAGUUGAAUUGUCUGUUCGUGAACGUGGCUUGUGGCUGUUGGGUGUCUGCAGUUGUCUCAUUUUUGUGUGGCCUUGCUAAGAGGGAAGGAAGGCCAGUUCUAUGGCUCCUUCUCUAUUAUUGUCAUUUCAUGUUUAUUUCGAUUUCUUAAUCAAAAAUAAUACAGUCCUGUAACAACAGGAAGAAGUUCUUGUUUUUCCCCUUAGGCUCAUGUGAUGUUGUGAGAUUGUCUUUGAAGCCAAUGAGGUCACUACAAAUGCACAGCAGUAAACAAACAUUUGUUUAUUCGGUGUAAUAAAACAAAUCGUAUCUGUCUUGAAA
This is a messenger RNA of Syngnathus acus (greater pipefish), 2062 nucleotides long. RefSeq names its product GTP cyclohydrolase 1 (gene gch1). NCBI's taxonomy places the organism in Eukaryota, Metazoa, Chordata, Actinopteri, Syngnathiformes, Syngnathidae. Gene Ontology annotation, molecular function: GTP binding; GTP cyclohydrolase I activity; zinc ion binding. The transcript is spliced from 6 exons. Gene Ontology annotation, biological process: tetrahydrofolate biosynthetic process; tetrahydrobiopterin biosynthetic process. The record is from RefSeq and is a predicted model, not a curated record. Bases 104 to 874 code for a protein of 256 amino acids. Gene Ontology annotation, cellular component: cytoplasm.